AUGAGCAACCACAUAGCAACAGAAUAUAAUGUUGACAAUGUCUAUAAAACUUUUAGCAAUGUUAUUGAUAAGUCCGAUAUGAAAUCACUUCAUCUUCAUCAAUUUAUUAUAGCUUUUCAAGAAUUAUUUUUCAAUCAUCUAAAUGUAGUUUUUUCAUUUGUUGCUCAUGACCUUGCUGAUAAAUAUUAUAUUAUUCAAAAUCUCUGUAAAACUAAUCCAAUAGAUUAUCGUACUGUUCAAACAAUGAUUGAAUAUGAAAAAUGCCGAGAUGAUAAAACGGGAACAAUUGCACUAUUACGUCUAUUACGAGCUUUAGAAUUUAUUUAUCUGUUCUUAGAACAAGCAGUUAUGUCACCAAAUUGUUCUUCAACAACAAAACAAGUUGCUUGGGAUAUAUAUAAACAAACUUUACAUAAACGACAUAAUAAAGCUGUUCGAUUAACUAUUUGGUUUGCAACAGCUACAGUACCUAAACGUGAAGUAUUAAAAGAAACUUUAUUACAUGGUGAAAUUGAACCUAAUACAGCUGAUAAAUGUUUUCCAUUAAUUGAAAAUAUUUAUCGUAGUAUUUAUAAAUUAUAUGAAGAAAAUAAUAUACUUGAAUUAGUUCCAUUGUGA
Messenger RNA from Rotaria sp. Silwood2, 618 nucleotides. Lineage: Eukaryota; Metazoa; Rotifera; Eurotatoria; Philodinida; Philodinidae. The record is from the annotation of a GenBank genome assembly.